UCACUCUCUGUUUUUUGCUUUAUAAAUUAUAUAUCAUUUCGUUCAUUAAUCCCUACCUGCCGUUGGGUGCGUUGGUCCCGGUUGCGCUGCAGAGGAAAGGGGGAAGAAGAAGAAAUUUUUUUUUGGCCCGUGGACUCUCGACUUCCAUUUUUUCGCUUGAUUCGAGAUUUGGCACCCUAGCUGGCGACGACUCUGUUCAAUUGAUCAUAUUCAGUUCCCAACGCAUCAUCAUCAUCAUUAUCUGUCAUCAUCUUCUUCUACCAUCCGGUGACCAGGCAAGAGCGACAACACCCUAGACAGGUGGAGUUCGAAUUGCAAACUAGCUUCUGGUCGUCGUCGUCGGCCAGCGAGAGAGAAUCGAGAUGGGAAAGAAGCGCGUGAUGUUGCCGGUGGAGGAGGUUGACAUCUCUUCUGUCAAGUAUCAACCCCAACUCACCAAAGCUCCUCACCUGACGGGACUCGCGCUGAAGCUCUUUGCAUGGUUGGUUGAAGCUCCAGUUCUCAGGUCCAUCAUUCUGUCCGCUUUGAAGCGGCAGAAUAACUUUAAUCAGCUGCUGCGGAAUACUGUGAUUCCUGAAACCCCCAUGUUUCGGCCGGAGUUCCCACCUCAAGACCCGGAACCUGGUGUAGUGGUUAUUGAUGAAGACAAGGAUUCCACACAUCGUGUUAGUUCAGCAUUGGAGUGUCUCACCUCAUACGAUCCUUCUCAGCAUUGGAACCAUGACUCCCCUCCAUUCCUUUACUGGUCUAUCCGAGACUAUGCACAUGCUUACAGAUCUAAGCUUACUACCCCGUCGAUUGUCGCGGAACAUAUCAUUUCAGCCGUGGAAGAGUCCAACACAAAGAGGCCUUCCAUGCCGUUAUUAAUCUCCUUCAGUGCAGAGGACGUGAGGAAACAUGCUGCAGCUUCUACGCAAAGAUUUUUAGAAGGAAAUCCUUUGUCCGUCCUAGAUGGCAUAUUUAUGGCCAUUAAAGAUGACAUAGAUUGCUUUCCUUAUCCAUCAAAGGGUGCUACCACAUGGUUUCACAAUAUCCGUGCUGUCGAACAAGAUGCAAUUUGUGUCUCCCGGCUACGAAGGUGUGGUGUAGUUUUUAUAGGGAAGGCUAAUAUGCAUGAAUUGGGUAUGGGAACUACUGGAAACAAUCCAAAUUACGGGACGACAGGAAAUCCACACUCACUUGACAGAUACACUGGAGGAUCUUCCUCUGGUCCAGCGGCACUUAUAGCUUCUGGAUUAUGCUCAGCUGCAUUAGGAACAGAUGGUGGAGGCUCAGUUCGGAUUCCAUCUUCACUUUGUGGUGUUGUUGGCUUGAAAGCAACGUAUGCAAGGAUAGACAUGGAAGGGUCAUUAUGUGAUUGUGGUACUGUAGAAGUUGUCUCUCCGCUUGCAGCGACGGUUGAAGAUAUCAUGCUGGUGUAUGCUGCAAUAGCGGGCUCCUCUGCAGAUGAUAGAAUCAGUUUAAACCCGUUACCCCUCUGUUUGCCAAAUUUGUCCUCAUCCUAUAAUUUAGAUGUCCUGAGAUCAUUGCGACUUGGAAAAUACACAGAGUGGUUUAAUGAUGUUUCCUGUCCUGAUAUCUCCACCAAAUGUGAGGAUGCUCUGAAUCUGCUUUCAGAUACCUUUGGGUGUAAUACAAUAGAGAUAAUAUUGCCAGAGCUUCAGGAAAUGCGAACUGCCCAUCUUGUUUCUAUUGGCUCUGAAACAAUGUGUGCUUUGAACCCUGAUAUUGAGGAUGGGAGAGGUUCUGAACUAACAUUUGAUACUCGAAUUAGCUUGGCACUUUUCCGAUCAUUCUCGGCAGCUGAUUAUGUUUCUGCACAACGCCUUAGGAGAAGGAUAAUGUACUAUCAUAUGGAAGUUUUCAAAAAGGUUGACAUCAUCGUAACGCCUACAACAGGCAUCACAGCACCUAAAAUACCAUCAAGUUCUCUCAAACAUGGGGAGUCUAAUUAUGAGGUGUCAGCGUACCUGAUGCAAUUCAUACUAGCAGGAAAUCUUCUUGGUCUUCCAGCUAUUUCUGUUCCUAUUGGUCAUGAUAAAGAAGGACUUCCUAUAGGCAUGCAGUUAAUAGGCCGACCAUGGGGCGAGGCCACGCUCCUGCGUGUGGCUUCUGCAUUGGAGGAAAUCUGUUCAGGGUCUAGAAAAAGGCCUUCCCAAUUUCAUGAUAUCCUUGAGCAAUAUCGGUUGUAAUAAAGUUCCACGUCUGAUGCAUGCUAUAGCAGAUGUCUCUCUUACUGAUUAUCUCUGUUCGGGACAGAAACAUAGCCUAUCAAAAUUUAUGUUGACUGUCAGGUUUCCACAAAGAAACGUUUAAAUGCCGUGAAAAACUACAAAGAAUCUUAUAAGCAUAUACUUUUCUGUGUCAUUUUCCAGCAAAACUUUGAUGUAAUAAUUGUCUCUUGUGGCAUAGAUGGUUCAUGCUUGUCGAGCUUAACCUGAUAAGCCACUGUACAUUUUGGUGUUGUUGCUCCGAUGUAAACAAAACAUAUAUUCUGAAUCCGACACCAAUUAUCCUUC
Molecule: messenger RNA, 2519 nt
Organism: Asparagus officinalis (garden asparagus)
Lineage: Eukaryota; Viridiplantae; Streptophyta; Magnoliopsida; Asparagales; Asparagaceae
Product: fatty acid amide hydrolase
Exons: 21
Coding region: 363-2192 (609 amino acids)
Biological process (GO): N-acylethanolamine metabolic process
Cellular component (GO): membrane
Molecular function (GO): N-(long-chain-acyl)ethanolamine deacylase activity
Source: RefSeq, a predicted model, not a curated record